UUCGCUCCUCUCACUGUGCUGUCCUGACACAUCACAGAGCAGAGGGUGCAUUUGAUUUGCGUCUCAAAACAGGAUGAGUGUUGUGAAGCAAGCAACGCUGCUGCUGCUGGCGGUGAUCAGCACCUACGCAGACCACCACCACGACUGUCACGGUCUGACCAAAAAGCUGCCAGAAACAGACCUGCACGAGAUUUUUGGGGACUGGGUUCUGGUCUGGUCCGUCUCUAAGCAUGAGAAAGUUCCAGGCCUGUGGUCUGACCUCACCAGCUCCCACGUCGAGCUCCGACUUCUCCCUGACAACCACACCAUCACCUUCACUGAGAGGAACAUGUUCCAUAAUGCGUCCUGUAUUAACUACUUCAUCAACAUGACAACGGACGAGUCUCACAACCACACACUGCAAAUCAUCGGAGGCACAAUGGAGAUAAAUGGAACUAUUAGUCCGGACAAUGAGUUAGGUCAUUUGGAUUUCUAUGAGAGCUGCCCUGACUGUCUGGUGCUUGUCUGGAGCGGUGAAGACCACUUCCUGAUGAUCUACAAGAAGGACGGGGAACAUCGCGAUGCUGAGUUGUUGAAAGCAGCUCACAGCAAUCACACCAAAUUGGCAGAGUGUCUGGGAUUCCCUCAUGACAAAGCAUUCCACUACGAUGGGGCUGCAGAUUUUUGUCAUAAGAAAUCAUCUCCAGAUGAGGUUGAACACCAUGACAAGGAUGACCAUCAUGACAAGGUUGACCAGCAUGAGAAGACUGAACAGCACGAGAAGGUUGAUCCAACUCAGAAGGCUGCAGAGUCCUGAAUGACAAACAUCAGAGUGUCAACAUAUAUCAGAAAUGUCCUCAACUGUUAAAAUAAAAUUAAAUACUAAAA
This is a messenger RNA of Epinephelus fuscoguttatus (brown-marbled grouper), 867 nucleotides long. Its product is annotated as saxitoxin and tetrodotoxin-binding protein 1-like. The transcript is spliced from 6 exons. NCBI's taxonomy places the organism in Eukaryota, Metazoa, Chordata, Actinopteri, Perciformes, Serranidae. The record is from RefSeq and is a predicted model, not a curated record. The coding region runs from base 74 to 796 and encodes 240 amino acids.